UCAUUUUAAACAUGUAAUUUAUGUCAAAAUUAUGUCAAUCAUCACUUAUGAUGUGAUGAACAAUAACGCACAUGAAUUUACACAAAACCCAUUAAAGAUUUACUUUAAUUUGAAGGAUUUAUAGUUUAGAGAUUUAGGGUUAGGGUUUACAAUUUGGGGUUUAGGGAUAGAAAUUAAAAUUGAAGGUCUAGGGCUUAGGGUAAUCGGCUAAUUAGUUGUUGUCAUAUGUUAUAUCAUAUUACACUAAUUCUACAAAUUAAAAUUCAAAAUCCGACACUUUAAGUCUAGUUUUUGAGUUGGGUGCAUUGAACGCACUCAUUUUUGUGAGUGCACCGAAGUAGUCACCAUAUAUAUAUAUAUAUAUAUAUAUAUAUAUAUUUCAGUGCAAAGAAAAAAAGCAAAAUCUGAAUUGGAAUGAGAUCUCCAUUUUCUUUGAGUAUGGAUAUUGAUCUAAUCUAGAUAAUAAAUAAAUAAAAACUACCACAUGCACAUGAUAUGGCAGUAGUAUACUAAUCAAGCAAUGUAUUAGCAGCAUCCACAAAAUGAGUUUCAUUUCCAUGGAAUAUCUCCGCCAAAAGAUGAUCCUUUCCUCUUGCUCUUCCUCCUUCAACAUCCCCUGCCUCUUCACACUUGCAACCAUCCUUGUAAUAACCUUAUCGAUCAUCCUAAAGCAGAAGCUAUCCAAAACCGCCGCUAAUUUAAACCUGCCGCCGGGCCCAUGGAAGCUUCCCAUCAUAGGGAACAUCCACCAGAUGUCCGGCGACCAACCCCACCGCCGACUCCGUGAUCUGGCCCGCAAACACGGUCCCGACGUGAUGAGCCUUCAGCUUGGUGAGCUCUCUUACAUCGUAAUCUCAACCCCUGAAGCCGCCAAGCUCGUGAUGAAAACCCACGACAUAGCUUUCGCUUCGAGGCCUUAUCUCCUGGCCGGAGACAUACUCUACUAUGGUUGCAAGGACAUAGGUUUGGCACCCUAUGGUGAGUACUGGAGGCAGAUGCGCAAGAUCUGCACGCUCGAGCUUCUCAGCGCGAAACGGGUUCAAUCUUUCCGUCGAAUCAGGGGAGAAGAGGUGUCCAAUCUCGUGGCCUCUCUUACUGCAGCUUCAGGGGAGCCUGUGGAUCUCACUCUGAUGUUAUCUACUGCAACGAGUUCCAUAACUUCCAGGGCCGCAUUCGGUAAAGCACAAGGACUAACCAGUGCUUUUAUGACCGUUAUCAGUGAUAUUUCAGAUGUCGCUUCAGGUUUCAAAAUCUCCGAUCUCUAUCCUUCCCUCAAGUUGCUGCCUGUCCUCACCGGGUUCAAAGCCAAGCUAGAGAAGAUGCGCAGGGCAUCAGAUUCAGUGCUGGAUCAAGUGAUUGAUGAACAUCAAUCAAGAAGAAGGGCGGGAAGAAAAGGUGAUGGUGAAAAAGAGGAUCUGAUUGAUGUCCUCCUCAAUCUUCAAGAGAAACAGGAUCUCGGAGUACCCAUCACAAUGGAAGUCAUAAAAGCUGUCACUUUGGAAAUAUUUCUAGCUGGCAUUGAGACAUCAACAACAACAAUAGGAUGGGCCAUGUCAGAGAUGAUGAAAGAUUCGAAAGUGCUACAAAAGGCACAACAAGAGGUCAGGGAAGUAUACGGUGAUCAUGAUGGCGGAAAUCAUUUCGACGAAGCAUACCUUGACCAAUUGAAGUACUUGGAUAUGGUUAUUGCCGAGAGUUUAAGAUUACAUCCACCACUCCCUUUCCUUGUUCCAAGAGAAAACAGAGAUCAGAAGGUGGAACUCGAUUCGUAUGAGGUCCCGGUGAACACCAACGUCAUUGUUAACGCCUGGGCGAUCAAUCGCGAUCCUCGUUACUGGACAGAGGCCGAGAGAUUCUAUCCGGAAAGAUUUAUGAAAUGCUCGGCCGAUUAUAAGGGGCCCGACUUUCAGUUCAUUCCAUUUGGUGCCGGAAGAAGGAUAUGUCCCGGAAUUUCUUUUGGAAUGGCGGUCGUGAAACUUACUCUAGCAAAUCUGCUUUUUCAUUUUGAUUGGACACUUCCUACCGGGCAGAAAAACAUUAAUAUGACAGAAUGCUUUGGAAUGACACUCAGAAGACAAUACGCUCUCCAUCUUAUUCCAACUGUGUAUUGUACGCAUGCUUUGAAUUAAGGAAGUUGUAACAAAGAUGCUAAUUGUGUAUUUUGUUAUUUUCUUGUGUUUCAAUAUGUAUAAUUUUUUUCAUCCUAGACUAGUAUCCUACCAUAUUUUCUACCAAAAAAAUAUAUAUUGUAUUUCGUGUGGUUAUUUUGUCAACAAUUUGUUAUGUCCAGUAAAAUUUGGGCCCCUAUACGUAAAAGACCCAAUGACAAUACUAUUAAUGUGCUAUACUUGGAACAUCACAAACCCUGAAUCCUAAGCUUCUCAUUUCACAACUUAUACUAUUUCAUUGAACAAUUUCAGACGGGUGAAGUACUUAGAGGCUGCUUCAGGAAAGUAUGUCGGUUUAGCGGAAACUAUAAAAGGGUUUAAUUGAUCUUUUUCAGAGAUUUAAAUAGUCUUUUUGAGCAGACCUUUUAUUUGAUAGUAAUAUUGAUGAAGCUACUGCGAAGACUGCUAACUUAUAAAUGGAGAACAACUUAAAAAUGGACUUAAAUUUUUAUUAUUACCAUAAUAAGGUACAUACAAAGAUAUGAUGAACAAAUAUUUCCUUGACCUUUGAUCAUUUCAAUAACCCCAAUACAUAAGCAUUGGAAGCUCUCAAACUAAUUUAAUAGAGAUGGAACAACAACAAACCUAUUGGAAAUUUUUAAUUAUACACAUUCUCGAAUUUUAUAAUGCUUUUCCAAAAAAUCGAAACAAAACAAAAUGGUCAAUAAUAAGGAACUGUAUACUAAGUUUUAUAUUGCAUAGAUGGAGAUAUGAUUAGAUCUCCUUCUAUUUUUUUUUUUUUUUUACUCAAGUCAUUGUUAGGCUUUGUCUCAUUCAUCUUGCAUAGGGUUAAAUCACAUGAAUGGUCAAUAAGAAACAGCCACCCCAGGGUUAAUGAGCCAAGCCAGGAGCCGUUUGAUGUUCGACUCGAUAAAAAUUCGUUCGAUUAAGAAAAUGUUUGACUUGUCUAUUAAUGAGCCGAGUUUGAGCUAAGUCUUGUUCAGCUUGUGAGCUAGCUCGACUAAGUGACUUGUUGAGCUCUCAACUCGUGAACUCUCUUGUUUCGAGUUCAUUAGAUGUCUCAACAUUGUGAUUAGUAGGCCAACUCGACUAUCGGCUUAUGAGAAAAUCGAUCUACAUCUUAUGAGUUGGCUUCUUGAUAAUUCACAAGUUUAUUAAACUGUAUGUCUCACAUGUUUAAGAUUUUGAGUAUGUGAGUGAAUAUAUCUCAUAUAUGACAUGAGAUGAGUUGAUCACAUGUAUCAUAUAUGACAUAAAAAAAAUAUAUUAGGGUUUAGUUUAUAAAUUACCAUAGAGUUG
Molecule: messenger RNA, 3428 nt
Organism: Linum trigynum
Lineage: Eukaryota; Viridiplantae; Streptophyta; Magnoliopsida; Malpighiales; Linaceae
Source: the annotation of a GenBank genome assembly